CGCUCACCGUUCCGCAGUUAUCCAUUUCCAAAAGAUGCGGCUGCUCUCAGCUACCACCCUGUGCGGCGCCGGCGGCCGCGCCACAACAGCGCUGCGGGCGCUGCUGGGCUCGGUUCCGGCCGGCCCUUCGUCACCGGCCUCCGCCUCCAGCAGUAACCCCGCCUGCGACAGCAGUGGCAUUGGCAGUGUUGGGUCUUACACCAGCCGUGGAGGCGACGCCCGCGGCUGCAGCAGCACUGAGCUGCAGCCGCGGGCGCUGCAGCUGACGGCGCACCGUGGGUCUGACAGCAUCCGUGGCAGCGGCGCCACCGUAAACAGCGGCAGCAGCCAAUUUAUUAGAAUGCUGGUGCUACGGGGCACAGUGGCCCGCCUCGGCUGCGGCAGCGGCGGAAGCGACGGUCUGGCCACUCGGCCGAUUUACUGGAGACGCGCGGCUCUGCUGCACACUAGCGCCGGAGCCUGCGGAAGGGAGACUGGGGGUGGUGACAUUAACAAUGCGGCUGCAGGCACACGGGAGGCGCCUGUCGAGCCGCCGCACGAGCAGCACGGCAACAGUGCCGCGAUUCUGCGGGAGCUGGAAGAUGCGGAGCGUGGUGGCGACCCCGCAUCAGUGCUGCAGGUGGUGGAGCGGCUGGGUCAUGAGUUUGAUGAGGCGGCGCUGGUGGCCGCACUGAGGGCAGUGUCACACACCGCUGCCGGCACAGGCGGCAGCGAGCAGCCAGACGUCGGCGGUGCAGGGCGGCUGGCGGCCAACUCCACCUAUCAGUCCCUGCUAAGCAUGGUGGUGGCGGGCUCUGAGCGGCUGAGCCCGGCACAGGCGGUGGAGGUGGCGGCCAGCCUGGGGCGGCUGCAUCUGGAGGACCAGAUGGUGUUGGACUGCCUGGGUCGGAACUUGGUGUCCCGCCUGCACGAGCUGUCAGGCAGCCAGCUGGCAGACCUGGUGGAGGCGUACGCCGACAGCAACGCCAGCCCCGGCAAGGUGCUCGCGGACGCGGUGCAUCAGCGCCUGGCGGGAGGCAGCAGCGGGGGCGGCAGUGGCAGUCAGCAGCAGCAGCAGCAGCAGCAGCCGGUGGAUGAGGGUCGUGUGAUGAAGGGCCGGGCUACUGCAGACGGUGUGCAGCUCGGCACGGCGGGGCCGGGUGAAGAGCGGUCUGGCAGCGUGGGGCUGGGAGAGCUGCAGGGGGAGGACGCUGAACGGGUCCGGCGGGGCCUGGACCGCCUGGGGUACGGAGCGCCGGGCGCUGCCGGUGCGCCCCCCCGCCAGGGGCAGAGCGACCGGAGCCAGGGGGUAGACUACGCGUGAAAGGCUUAGAGUGGGAGCUGUCUUCGAUGGGAACUUAGGUGAGAGGGGGCUAGUCCUGCACACAUGCCUCCGCCGUGUUGGUAGUGUUGGACGUACACGCAUCAACUGUACGAGUAUGCAAGGAUUAUAUGUGCGGGGACUAGCCGUAGUCCAUGUUGCUGACACGAGCUGGUGUGCGUUCUAAGGUCUUGGCAUUACCCUCCAGAAACAUUACGCCGGUAUUACUUCGGAAGGCCGGGCAGGCUGGCGUGGGAAGAGGAAUCGACUCCCACUAUCUCAGGCUUAGGUGCCAGGCAUGGAAUGGGAUGACACAUUGUUUUGGCUGCUGCCAGAGCUUGCGAGGUCUGUUCGGGGCUCGCGCGGAAAGUCCGCAGCAGUAACAACUCGGCGAUAUGCUUGCACGCGAGCAACCCCGCGCAUAAGACGGGCCGCCCUCUAUGCCACAUGCUUGUCUUCUGUAAGGUUGCAUAAAA
This is a messenger RNA of Chlamydomonas reinhardtii, 1776 nucleotides long. RefSeq lists its product as uncharacterized. The transcript has 7 exons. The coding region runs from base 35 to 1303 and encodes 422 amino acids. Lineage: Eukaryota; Viridiplantae; Chlorophyta; Chlorophyceae; Chlamydomonadales; Chlamydomonadaceae. The record is from RefSeq and is a predicted model, not a curated record.